Ilex paraguariensis (yerba mate) is the source of this 804-nucleotide messenger RNA. NCBI's taxonomy places the organism in Eukaryota, Viridiplantae, Streptophyta, Magnoliopsida, Aquifoliales, Aquifoliaceae. The record is from the annotation of a GenBank genome assembly.
CUAGUUUCUUCUUCUAUUGUCACUAGGCUGGCAAGGUCAUCAAAUUAUUUAGUGUUGACUAGCACCGAGCUCUUGUUUCCUUAGGAAAAAAUGAAGGCAAAAGCAAAAACAAAAAUGUGUCACAAGAUUGAUAGUGAGGUGGAAGCUAGCAAUUGUAAGCAGGAUCAGGAGUCCGUGGAACCAGAUAGAGAAUAUAAUAAACCUUGUACUCCCAAGCAGGGGCAGCAAUCAAAAAGUUUGGGCACUUCUACUGUCAAACAAGUUCAAGCUAAGGAGAACACUGAAAACAAAAGGCUGUGUGUGAGAAGGCAAUCUGCUAGAUUGAAAUCUGAAGAAUCAAAACCCACUGAAGACUUCUUCGAGAUAGAGGAAGCCAAAUUUCCUGUAUGUCCUUUGCAUGAUGAUCAAAUGCAGGGUGAUGUUUCAACUACCAUGCCUUCAAUAUUCAAAAAAGAAGAUAUAGAUGGCAAUUGUGCUUUUGGAAGAACAUCGAUCGGAAGGCCUGUGCGCCACGCAGCCCAGAAGAUUCAGUCAUACAAGGAAACUCCAAUCAAUGUGAAAAUGCGCAGGCCUGCAUAACCAGAUCUUUUUUGACAACAUUCUUCAUAUUGUUGGGGCGAGUUGCAGAUGAGUGCUGAAAGAAUGAAACUCUUCGUUACCUGCUCCGUUAUCUUUCUUUUAAGAAACAUUCUUGUUCUUUAUGUUCGCUCUUUUGAACCACUUGAAGUUUGGCUGCUAGUUCACUGUAAGAUUUGAAACUUGACUAGUUGACUAUAUUAAUAUACAUGUCAUUGAGCUGUGUUG